Molecule: messenger RNA, 3762 nt
Organism: Adineta ricciae
Lineage: Eukaryota; Metazoa; Rotifera; Eurotatoria; Adinetida; Adinetidae
Source: the annotation of a GenBank genome assembly
AUGCACGUUUAUAUCCUGUUUUAUCUGCUUCCGACUCUAUUCGCUUAUGAUUGUGAUGAAAUAUGCAAUGUAACGUUUAGUAUUAGGGAAAAUACAUUACAUAAUGAAUUACGAUGGAAUUUAACAGCAUUGUUGACGAAUCGAACGGUGUUAUUCAAAUAUUUUCAGUUUUCCUUGUCGAAUCCAUCGAAAUAUUUUCAAAUCAACUCGCCGAUAUUACAAUAUCGUCUAAAAGAACUCGAUCGAGAAGAAAUUUGCGAAAAUUUCCAUUCCAACGACGAAUGUUCAUUGCAAUUACAAAUCUUCACCCAAACUUCAUUUAUAAUCAUUUUCAAAUUGAUUAUCUUAGAUGAAAACGAUUGGAAACCAUUCUUUCCUCAAGAUUAUGUUCCAUUGACAAUUCGAGAAAAUCUUCCAUUGAACUAUCGAGUACAAUUACCGAUUGCUUACGAUUAUGAUUCGAUCGAAUACAAUAUCGAUCAUUAUGAAUUCAUCAAAACCAUCGACGAAGUCGAAAGAAUAUUUCAAUUAGAACAAACACCGGACGAACUUCGAUUAAAACUUAUUCGGACGUUAGAUUGUGAAACAACGAACAAUUAUCAGUUAUACAUCAUUGCCAUCGAUAAGGGUGGUUACAGAUCGAAUAUCUUACACGUUAAUGUCACCGUUGGCGAUUUUAAUGAAUAUCAGCCGAGAUUUACUCAACGCCUUUAUCAUACCAGUAUAUCGGAAAACUUUUCAAGUAUAAACUCUUCACCGAUCCUGCAAGUAACGGCCAUUGAUGACGAUUGCUAUGACCGAGUUAUUCUCUAUACAAUUCUGAAUACUGAUCUUCCUAAUGAAAUGUUUCCAUUCAAUAUUGACAAUCAUACUGGUUCGAUUCGAGUUCGAUAUGCACUUGACUAUGAAAACAUUUCUACAUAUCGCUUUCGUGUGAAAGCAUCGAAUCUCGAUGGAGUCACUUCGAGUAUUGUACCAAUCAUCAUCGAUAUAUCAGAUGUGAAUGAUAAUCGACCAAUGAUACAGAUGAAUAUUUUGAAUGAAUAUAAACGCGAAGAGAACGAGGAGAAUUUGAUUAUCAAUCUCAACGAGAGUAUUCGGUUAGGACAAGUUAUUGGAAAUAUUUUACUACGUGAUCUCGAUUCUGCAAUGAUUAAUUAUCGAUUGUCAUUGAAAAUCGUCUCUUGUCUACCGUUAUCAAUGGCCUGUCCGAUUGAAUUAGACUCGGGGAUGGAAAAUCAUACCUGGAGUUCAACAACCUAUCUAAUAAAAACAACGAGACAACUGAACAGAGAACACGGAGAUAAAGAAUUUGUCAUCGUUCUUGAAGCCAGAGACUAUGGUGAACCAUCGUUAAGUAGUCAACGACGUUUAAUUAUUCAUGUCAAUGAUGAGAAUGAUUGUGCACCAAAGUUUUCUCAUUUGAAUUAUCAAUUUCAAUUGUCGAAUGCUUCAUUACUUGGUUCUCUCAUCGGACAAGUCCGCGCACAUGAUGAUGAUCACUUGCCCGACCACCGCCGUGUUCAUUAUAAACUAUUUGAAUACAAUCAUCAGAACAUCGUUCGGAUCGACCCGACCAACGGAAGUCUUUUUCUAGUGAGAAGACCGACAACUACGACAAAAUUCAAUCUGACUGUUUUCGCCAUCGAUCAAUCGAACCAUUCAUUAUUUGAUCAAGCAAAUGUCGAAAUUCUAUUCCAUGAUGAACUGAAUUGUUCAGUUAUGUUUACUCAAGCAGUUUUUGUGUUUAAUACAACAGAACAUCAAAGAAUACCAUACCAACUUGGUCAAAUUCAUGUCAAUGACUGUGGUUCGACAUCGUACUCUGUAGCUGAACACAAUUCUUCGUCGAUAUUUCCAUUCAUUGUCGAUGCUCAUUCAGGUGUUAUAAAAGUCAUUCGCGAAUUAGAUCGAGAAACACAAUCUUUCUACAAAUUUCCGAUCAAAAUAUCAAAUUCAACAACUCAAACCGAAAUUCACGUCAACAUUCUCGAUCGUAACGAUCACUAUCCAAUAUUUGAUGAUUCCUUCGAACAAUACAUCUACGUAUCAACAAAUCAAUAUUAUCAUCAGAACAAUCAAAUAUUUAUCACACAUAUCCAUGCAACAGAUCUCGAUGACGAUGUCAAUGGUCUUGUCAAUUAUUAUUUUACCAAUAAAGAUCAUUAUAAUUAUUUUCAUAUCUAUUACAACGGAUCUGUUAUAUUGUACAAUUUGCAUAAUCUUCGUUUACCGAUUCGUUUGGAGAUUUACGCGCGUGAUCAUGGUUAUCCUAAAGCAUUGGAAUCGAAAGAAACGCUUGUUGUCUAUGUAUGUGAUAUCUUCGCGCAGAAUGAAUGUCCUUCGAAUAAAUUGCGACGAAAUUUCUAUGUCGGAUCAAUUAUCAUAAUGAUCAUUGUAGUUUUAUUUCUGUUGACUAUUAUUAUGUGUAUUAUUUGGAAUUUAUUCAUUAAAGAUUAUUGCAAAAAGAAGGAAGAUAAGAAAUCGUACAAUUGUCAAAUGGAAGCAAGAAAAAAUUUAAUUGUUUCAGAUAGUCUCUAUGAUGAAUCUCAAUCGAUCUAUGGAAAUCAUUAUUCAAAAUUAUUGUUCAAUCUUGCAACGAAUCAUCGCUAUCGAUCAUUUGGACUUUUGAAAAAUGUUCAACUUGCAUUCAAACGAUCAUCGGCUACAAUACCAGCAGCACCUGUUCGUACACCAUUGCCACCACUAUCCGCCGGUGCAAAACAACGUAUAGGUCUAUGGCUUGCUUGGACAGCAGGGAUGACCGCAGGUGCUGUUGUUAUUGGCGGUUUAACACGUUUGACUGAAAGUGGUUUAUCAAUGACAAAUUGGCAUUGGUUGAACGACAUGAAUCCACCGCGUACGACUGAAGCGUGGCAAGCAGAAUUUGAACGUUACAAAAAUUUUCCUGAAUACGAACAAAUGAAUCGCGAGAUGACAUUAGAUGAAUUUAAAAAAAUCUACUAUAUGGAAUUCGCACAUCGUAUGUGGGGUCGUGCGACGGGAUUAGUAUUUGCAUUUCCAGCAUUGAUGUUUUGGUAUCGCGGCUUAUUUGAUAGAGCUAUGAAAAUUCGUGUUUGUGUCUUCGGUGGAUUGAUUGCAGUACAAGGUGCGCUCGGUUGGUAUAUGGUGAAAUCGGGUUUACACAAAGAAACAUUAAUUGAUGGACGUGCAAGUGUUUCACCGUAUAGAUUAGCUGCACAUCUUGGUACAGCAUUCGUUCUCUAUUCAGGUCUACUAUGGAAUUCGUUUAAAUAUUUAACCAAGCCUGAUGUUUACGCAUCGACACGUGUUCCACGUGGGUGGGCAAUGGCUGUUCACGGUUUAUUAACAUUAACAUUGGUGACUGUUGUUGCUGGUGCAUUUGUUGCUGGUUUAGAUGCUGGUCUUGUGUAUCCAACAUUUCCUAAGAUGGGCGAUUAUUGGAUACCACCGGAAUAUUCUGAACUAUCACCUUGGUACAGAAAUCUCUUUGAAAAUCCUGUUGCCGUUCAAUUCAAUCAUCGUGUCCUUGGUCUAACAACCACCGCAUCUGUUUUAGCUUUUUCAUUAGCUUCACUUUCAGUCAAACUGGGUCGUCGUGCUGCAACAGCUCGAAAUUUACUUGCAGCUAUGGUAGUUUUACAAGCAUCACUGGGCAUUGGAACGCUUCUAUAUCACGUGCCAGUAUCCAUGGCAGCUGCACAUCAAGCAGGUUCACUUGCUCUCCUCUCAUUUGCACUGUGGUUAGCUUUCAAUUUGAAACGUGUACCGAAAAUUUAG